CGUUUUCGAUUUAAUUAGGUCAAAAUGGCAGCUUCCGUGGGGACUCGGCUGUGUGAAACUCCAGCAUGUAAUAAGGAAGCCAAGCUUCAAUGUCCAACGUGUAUCAAGUUAGGUGUAGAGGGGUCGUUCUUUUGCUCACAGGAAUGCUUCAAGGGUUCUUGGAAUGAACAUAAAAAAAUUCACAAAAAAGCAAAGGCUGACUCACAACCAAAUGAUGUCAGUAAUUCAUACCACCCUUGGCCAGGGUAUAGUUUUACAGGGAAACUGAGACCAUACCCACAGUCUGCUAUGCGGACUGUUGGAGAUCACAUAGCUCGGCCAGAUUAUGCAGAUCAUCCUGAUGGUGUCUCUCAUAGCGAGCGCAGCAUGCGUGGUUCCACCAACAUCAAGGUGCUAAAUGAUGAAGAAAUUGAAGGAAUGAGGGUGGCUGGAAAGUUAGCCCGAGAGGUUCUAGAUGCUGCAGCUGCUGCUAUUGCUGUAGGAGUCACCACUGAUGAAAUUGACAGAAUUGUGCAUGAGGCAUCUGUUGACAGAGAGUGCUAUCCAUCACCCCUGAACUACUAUAACUUCCCUAAAUCUUGUUGCACUUCCAUCAAUGAAGUGAUCUGUCAUGGUAUACCUGACAUGAGACCUUUAGAAAAUGGGGACAUUUGCAAUGUUGAUGUGACUGUUUAUCACCGUGGAUACCAUGGUGAUUUGAACGAGACGCUGUUUGUAGGUGAAGUAGAGGAGAGUAGUAAAAAGCUGGUGAAAGUCACCUGGGAAUGUCUGCAGAAAGCCAUGCAGCUGGUGAAACCAGGCAUCAGAUACAGAGAGGUUGGCGAUGUCAUUCAAAAGCAUGCUCAAGCUCAUGGUUACUCUGUUGUCAGGAGUUACUGUGGCCACGGGAUUCAUCAACUUUUUCACACUGCUCCCAGUGUCCCUCAUUAUGCAAAAAAUAAAGCAGUUGGUGUUGCUAAAAUUGGUCAUACAUUCACAAUAGAACCCAUGAUUUCAGAAGGGACAUGGAGAGACCAGACCUGGCCAGAUAACUGGACAUCGGUCACUCAGGACGGCAAAAGGUCAGCUCAGUUUGAAGAAACGCUACUUGUCACUGACACUGGUGUCGAAAUUCUCACAAGAAGGAGAGAUAGAGAUGGACAACCAUAUUUUAUGGACAGUUUAUCCCCAUAAGUCAUUGUACAUCAUUUAGGAUUGGACUCUGUAUUGCUAUAAUAGUGGUUUAGUGGCCCAUGUAUGAUAGAAAUACAGAUGUGUUCAUAAUUAACAAUUAGGCUGGUUGACAAAUCAGAGACUGAGAUGUUUUUUUACAGCUGAAAGUAUUCUUUUAACUGACAUAAUGAGGACUACAGGAAGUACCGGGUAGUACACAAUAAGUAUUAAUCCACGAAAUAUGUCAAAGAUUACCAUAUCCCAUGAAUUGGAGUUUACCUUGUUCUCACAAUGUUUUUUAAUGAUGGGUGUCAUAGAAUCGUGCCUAACCAUCUAUCCAUAUUGUUGAGUGGACUUAGACCUAGUGAAGCUCAAAUCCCUAUGGUCAAAUAUGAACUUCUUUAUGGACUUGUUUUGUCAGCUCAGCUGAUUGAAUUCUGUCAUCUAGCUGUCAAUUAAAACGUGCAAACUGGUCAUGUGACAGUAUUUACGUUUGAUAGAUUUGCUGUAUUAAGUAUUGUCAUAAGAAAUAAACCUGCAGUAGCAGACAGAUAUAUUUAA
This is a messenger RNA of Lingula anatina, 1713 nucleotides long. Its product is annotated as methionine aminopeptidase 1. Gene Ontology annotation, biological process: proteolysis. Gene Ontology annotation, molecular function: metalloaminopeptidase activity. The record is from RefSeq and is a predicted model, not a curated record. Gene Ontology annotation, cellular component: cytosol. Lineage: Eukaryota; Metazoa; Brachiopoda; Lingulata; Lingulida; Lingulidae.